AUGGCGAGCAUGGUUCCCGCGGAACUUCCCGAGCGUCGCCGUCGGGGCCCUGUAUCCCCGCUACUGAGGGCGCUUGCCAUCGCUGCCGUGGGUUGCGCCGCCUCAUCCUUAUUGAUUGCCGCCAACGCUGUGGCCAUACCAUGCCGAGAUCAAGAGUGUGGACCUGCGGUUACAGAGUCCGAUUCGACUCUUGUCGCGCGCCAGAUUGGACAGCACGUCCUCACAACGGGCGCACCCGGCGGCGUACAGUACCGGCUCGAGAUCAACGAUCUCAUCGAGGAUGACGCACAGUGGUCUUUGUUUGUGCAGGCACUCGCUGCGAUGCAAGCCGACGACCAGUCCGAUGUCGUGUCUUACUUCCAGAUUGCAGGCAUACAUGGCGCUCCGUACGUUCGCUGGGACGGAUCUGGCUCUACCAGUCCGCCUUCUGGAUCCUGGCCAGGAUACUGUCAGCAUGGCAAUGUAUUGUUCCCUUCGUGGCAUAGGCCCUACGUCGCCCUCUUCGAGCAAGAGAUUCAAGUGCGCGCAGUAGCUAUCUCGCGCACAUACACCGGUGAUCGCGCAGCUCAUUUCCAAGCUGCCGCACGCGCCCUAAGGCUGCCAUUCUGGGACUGGGCUAGCGAGAUUGUGCCGCCGCGUCAAGUUAUUGCGGACACACAGGUCACGUACACGGCGUCGGAUGGCUCGAGGAGACAAAUGGCGAAUCCGUUAUACCAGUAUAGGUUCCACCCAAUCGACAGGAACUUCGACAGCCCGUACAACACGUUCCCUAUCACAGUACGGCAUCCGACGGGUAGCGGUUCGGGCGUGCAGUCGGACGUCGAUGCCCUUCGCAGGCGCCUCUCCUCGCAGCAAAGCGACGUCCGCUCCAAGACUUAUGCGACCCUCACCCGUGUACACACCUGGGCUUCCUUCUCUAACCGCGCUGGCACCGGUUCAGGCCCUCCCUCGGAUGCUCCAGCGAACUCUAUCGAAGCUAUCCACGACGGCAUUCACAACGACGUCGGCGGGAGCGGCCAGAUGAGCAACCCUUCUGUCGCGGCGUUCGACCCGUUGUUCUUCUUGCAUCACGCCAAUGUUGAUAGGGUGAUCGCGCUCUGGGAGGCGCUUAAUGCCGGCGUUUGGGUUGUCCCUGGGAGUUCGGGCGGUGGGUCAUGGACAAUACCGCCCCGCACUGAAGUGGACACGAAUACCGACCUUACGCCCUUCCGUGCCUCCCAGUCGGCGUAUUGGCACUCGUCUCAAGUCACCCCCACCGAGCGCUUCGGCUACCGCUAUGCGGACUUCCGUGGACUGAACAUGAGCGACAGGGACGGCGUCCGUCAGGCCAUCGCGCGCCGAGUCAACCAGCUCUACGGUCCCAAUCGCAAUGCGCGACGUCAAUUGAACGAGGACGAAAUAAAAGACUCUGAUUUCAACGUCACGGCGCUACUUGACCCCAAUGCGCCUGCAUUUGGUCCUGAUGCACCCUCGUUCACCGACCCCACGGACCCUGCAGCGCCGGCGAACUCCACAAGCCCUGCACUUCCGGCUUCCGACAAUAGCACCACUUACGACUACACUGUUCGCCUUCAAGCCGCCCAGAACGCUCUUAACGGAUCGUACGAUAUCCUUGUCUUCCUCGGCCCUGUACCCGUUUCGGCAGAAGACUACCGUUUCUCGCCUUCUUACAUGGGCUCGCAUGGUAUAUGGACGAGCGCGUUCAUGAACGGGUCGAACGCGACGAGUCAGGGCUUCGUGCAUCUAGACGAUGCCAUCGAGAGGCAAGGACUAGGUGGCGCAGAACCGGAGGUUGUGAGCGCGUUUUUGGAGGAGAAUUUAGACUGGAGGAUUGUCAAGGUAACGGGAGAGGAUGUUCCCGUUGAGCAGGUCCCGUCCCUGAAGGUGCUUGCGAUCAGCACGCCUGUGCAGUCCGUGGCCGGUGAUGAGCUGCCGGAGUACGGGGAGCCUAAAGCUCUGCCAGAAGUCACCGCCGGAAAGCCAGGUGGGGAAACGUCAAAUACACUAUGA
Molecule: messenger RNA, 2010 nt
Organism: Peniophora sp. CBMAI 1063
Lineage: Eukaryota; Fungi; Basidiomycota; Agaricomycetes; Russulales; Peniophoraceae
Source: the annotation of a GenBank genome assembly